UUUUUAGCAGGCCACCGCUCCCAAGCCUCGGACCGAGCUGAUAAAAUCAGGUUGCUGAAAUUAAGGGUAGAUAGCAGAAAGAGUACAGGUCCCCGUGACCCAGACAUAAAGAGCAGAAGAAUUCGCAUCUAUUUCCAUCUUCCUGCCUUCCCUAUCCGUAACAACCCCACCCCCAGCAUCCCAGCAAACAGCAGCUUCUUACCCUUCUCCUCUUGGACCCUCCUGGGUCAGAGAGGCACUGGGCUGUGAAAAAGACGCUGUUGCAGGACAGAGAGCAGAAAAAUUAACUUCCUCCUCUAGCCCAUCCCGACACCCUGGCCGUUGACUUUUCUCAGUUUGUUGCGGACACUACCAGGUUAGGGUGGAGACGCUGCAUUGGGGUUCAGUUCCUAGACGGGGUAUUUGUUUUAGAGGGGGUGGAGGGAGAGAACUGCGAAGGCCCGAAUGAAUGUUAUUACUUGUUUACUCUUCAUAUCAGGUCCUCUGGGUAGUGAUGAUACAAGUUCAGAGAGGCCUGCUGUGUUGCCCGGGGAGCCGGGAAGCCGGUUAACGACAAGGCCUGGUUGUAUAACCCCAAGGCAGUUUGCUUCAAAGAUUUGGACUCCUUCACCCCGUUAGGUCUGCCACGAUGCUGCUGCGGCUGUGUAGAACGGUGGUGAUGGUGGGAUUUCCUCGGGCCAUCAGGGUCAAGUCAACCCCCUCGAGGCUCUGCUUCCCAGCGUGUUCCACGAAUGAUUCAUUUAAAACUCAGCACCCCAGCCUCACCUGCCCUGAUGAGAACUCACAAACUCGGGGAUGGAAAGUGGUGGGGGCCCUGCUAGGUCUGGGCGUGGCGCUGGCCUACCAUGACCAUCGCUGCAGGGCUGCUCAGGAGUCACCCCGGGUGUACACCAGAGAGGAAGUGAGGUCCCACAACAGCCUUGAAACUGGAGUCUGGGUAACCCUAGGCUCUGAGGUCUUUGAUGUCACAAAAUUUGUGGACCUGCAUCCAGGAGGACCAUCCAAACUGAUGCUAGCAGCUGGGGGUCCCAUAGAACCCUUCUGGGCCCUCUAUGCUUCUCACAACCAGCCCCAUGUACGUGAGUUACUGGCUGAGUAUAAGAUUGGGGAACUGAACCCUGAAGAAAAUGUCUCCCCCACCUUGGAGGCCUCUGACCCUUAUGCCGAUGAUCCUAGCCGUCAUCCAGCCCUGAGGAUUAAUAGCCAGCGCCCCUUUAAUGCAGAGCCUCCCCCUGAACUGCUAACAGAAAACUACAUCACACCAAACCCGAUUUUCUUCACCCGGAACCACCUGCCUGUACCUAACGUGGACCCAGACACCUAUCGCUUGCAUAUAGUGGGGGCUCCUGGAGGCCAGUCGCUGUCCCUGUCCUUGGAUGAUUUGUAUAAGUUUCCCAAACAUGAGGUCACUGUCACUCUGCAGUGUGCUGGCAACCGGCGCGCUGAGAUGAACAAGGUUAAGGCGGUGAAGGGCCUCGAGUGGCAGACGGGAGCCAUCAGCACCGCACGCUGGGCUGGGGCACGACUCUGCGAUGUGUUAGCCCAGGCUGGCCACCGACCCCGUGAAACCGAGGCCCACGUCUGUUUUGAGGGACUGGACUCAGACCCCACUGGGACUGCCUAUGGAGCAUCUAUUCCUCUGGCUCGGGCCUUGGAUCCUGAAGCCGAGGUCCUCCUGGCGUAUGAAAUGAACGGUCAGCCUCUGCCUCGUGACCAUGGUUUCCCUGUGCGGGUGGUGGUUCCCGGUGUGGUAGGUGCCCGUCAGGUCAAAUGGCUCGGCAGGGUAAGCGUGGAGUCGGAGGAGAGCCACAGCCACUGGCAGCGUCGGGAUUACAAAGGCUUCUCCCCAUCCGUGGACUGGGACACGGUAGACUUCGAUCAAGCUCCAUCGAUUCAGGAGCUGCCUGUCCAGUCAGCUAUCACAGAACCUCAAGACGGGGCAACUGUAGAAUCGGGAGAGGUGACUAUCAAGGGUUACGCAUGGAGCGGCGGUGGCAGGGCCGUGAUUCGGGUGGAUGUGUCUAUAGAUGGUGGACUAACCUGGCAGGAAGCUCAGCUAGAGGGAGAGGAGCAGUGUCCCCGGAAGGCCUGGGCUUGGCGAAUAUGGCAUUUGACAGCUCAGGUGCCGGCAGAGCAGAAGGACUUGGAGGUCGUUUGUAAAGCUGUGGACGACAGCUACAACGUGCAGCCAGACACUGUCGCUCCCAUCUGGAACCUGAGAGGCGUACUCAGCAAUGCCUGGCACCGUGUCCGUGUCCGCGUCGUCCCAUGAAAGCAUCGAGCAGAGCCAUCUGUACCCAGAGAACCACCUAAACUCCUUUCUAACCCAUCUUUAACAUUUCCUUCCGCCUCUCGGGUCACAACCCUGUGUUUAAUGUGUCUUAAGCUGUGCCCAGGCACACACGCUCCUGGCCUCUGACCCUGUGCCAGGAAGGAGAGCUCUUGGAGAGCAGUUCGGAAGACAUGUUUUCUCAUCCAACCGCACCUAGGCUUCUAAGGCCUCCCCACCCAGGCCUUCUUCAGCCAAGUGUGUGGGAAUGUGUAACAAGCGUACUUUCCUAUCUUCUGCUGCCUAUGGGAUGCGAGGGGUUCCCCCUUAGAGCUCUACUUUGAGAAAAUACACCAAUAAAGUGCCUGUUUAAGAUUA
Arvicola amphibius (Eurasian water vole) is the source of this 2647-nucleotide messenger RNA. It is a transcript of the gene Suox, whose product is annotated as sulfite oxidase. Gene Ontology annotation, cellular component: mitochondrion. NCBI's taxonomy places the organism in Eukaryota, Metazoa, Chordata, Mammalia, Rodentia, Cricetidae. The transcript has 4 exons. Gene Ontology annotation, molecular function: oxidoreductase activity; molybdopterin cofactor binding; heme binding. The coding region runs from base 629 to 2272 and encodes 547 amino acids. The record is from RefSeq and is a predicted model, not a curated record.